ACGUCAUCACGCCGGGGUCGAGAAAAGCGCGCGUGGAGAGCGUGGGCUCGCCCGAGAGUAGAGUCUCUCAGAUACGGGUGGUACUCCGCUGGCCGGAGCCGUCGGUCGCUGUACGCCCGUCGGCCGUAGAGCUGCGCCUGCGCAGCGCCUCCGGCCGGAGCGGGUUGCGCCGACAGCCAUGGCACACCGCUGUCUGCUGCUGUGGGGCCGGGGCGGCUGCUGGCCUCGCGGCCUGCCUCCCUUGCUUGUUACUGGCGGUGGCGUGGGCCCCAACAAACGGUCCUACCUCCGGACGCUUUAUCGCUAUGCUACAACUCAAGCAACGACCAGCAGAAAUUCUCUCUUGACAGAUGUAAUUGCUGCUUAUCAAAGAUUCUGUUCUCGACCUCCAAAAGGAUUUGAAAAAUACUUUCCUAAUGGAAAAAAUGGAAAAAAAGCUAGUGAAUCUAAAGAAGUUAUGGGAGAAAAAAAAGAAUCAAAGUCAUCUGCUACCCCUCGACCUUCUGGAGGAGGCGUUGGUGGCGGUGGAAAACGAGGUGGCAAGAAAGAUGAUUCUCACUGGUGGUCCAGGUUUCAGAAGGGUGACUUUCCAUGGGAUGACAAGGAGUUCAGGAUGUACUUUCUCUGGACUGCUCUGUUUUGGGGUGGAGUCAUGUUUUACUUCCUGUUCAAGAGCUCUGGAAGAGAAAUCACGUGGAAGGACUUUGUCAAUAACUAUCUUUCCAAAGGAGUAGUAGACAGAUUGGAAGUCGUCAACAAGCGUUUUGUUCGAGUGACUUUUACACCAGGAAAAACUCCUGUUGAUGGGCAAUACGUCUGGUUUAAUAUUGGCAGUGUGGACACCUUUGAGCGGAAUCUGGAAACUUUACAGCAGGAAUUGGGCAUAGAAGGGGAGAAUCGGGUCCCUGUCGUCUACAUUGCUGAAAGUGAUGGUUCAUUCCUCCUGAGCAUGUUGCCCACAGUGCUCAUCAUCGCUUUCUUACUGUACACCAUACGGAGAGGGCCUGCUGGUAUUGGUCGAACAGGCCGAGGGAUGGGUGGACUCUUCAGUGUUGGAGAAACCACUGCCAAGGUCUUAAAGGAUGAAAUAGAUGUGAAGUUCAAAGAUGUGGCUGGCUGCGAGGAGGCCAAGCUAGAGAUAAUGGAAUUUGUGAAUUUCUUGAAAAACCCAAAGCAGUAUCAAGACCUAGGAGCAAAAAUCCCAAAGGGUGCCAUUCUCACUGGUCCUCCAGGCACCGGGAAAACACUGCUAGCUAAGGCCACAGCUGGAGAAGCUAACGUCCCUUUCAUCACUGUUAGUGGAUCCGAAUUUUUAGAGAUGUUUGUUGGUGUGGGUCCAGCUAGAGUUCGAGACUUAUUUGCCCUUGCUCGGAAGAAUGCCCCUUGCAUUCUCUUCAUCGAUGAAAUAGAUGCUGUAGGAAGGAAGAGAGGAAGAGGCAACUUUGGGGGGCAGAGUGAACAGGAGAAUACACUUAAUCAAUUGCUUGUGGAAAUGGAUGGUUUUAACACAACAACAAAUGUAGUCAUUUUGGCAGGCACCAAUCGACCGGAUAUCCUAGAUCCUGCACUGAUGAGACCAGGGCGCUUUGAUAGGCAAAUCUUUAUUGGACCACCAGACAUAAAAGGAAGAGCCUCUAUUUUCAAAGUUCACCUCAGGCCACUAAAACUGGACAGUACUUUGGAAAAGGAGAAACUGGCAAGAAAACUUGCAUCUUUAACUCCAGGGUUUUCAGGAGCUGAUGUGGCUAAUGUCUGUAAUGAAGCUGCUUUGAUUGCUGCGAGACACCUUUCAGAUUCCAUAAACCAGAAACACUUUGAACAAGCAAUUGAAAGGGUGAUUGGUGGCUUAGAGAAAAAAACUCAAGUUCUGCAGCCUGAAGAGAAGAAAACUGUGGCAUACCAUGAGGCAGGUCAUGCGGUUGCUGGCUGGUAUCUGGAACAUGCAGACCCACUUCUAAAGGUGUCCAUCAUCCCAAGGGGCAAGGGACUGGGUUAUGCUCAGUAUUUACCCAAAGAACAAUACCUUUACACCAAAGAGCAGCUCUUGGAUAGGAUGUGCAUGACUCUAGGUGGCCGAGUGUCAGAAGAAAUCUUCUUUGGGAGAAUUACAACUGGCGCUCAAGAUGACUUGAGGAAAGUGACUCAGAGUGCAUAUGCCCAAAUUGUCCAGUUUGGCAUGAAUGAAAAGGUUGGGCAAAUCUCCUUUGACCUCCCGCGUCAGGGUGAUAUGGUAUUAGAGAAACCUUACAGUGAAGCCACUGCAAGACUGAUCGAUGACGAAGUACGAAUACUUAUUAAUGAUGCUUAUAAAAGAACAGUAGCUCUUCUCACAGAAAAGAAAGCUGACGUGGAGAAGGUUGCUCUUCUAUUAUUAGAAAAAGAAGUAUUAGAUAAGAGUGAUAUGAUUGAACUUUUGGGCCCCAGACCAUUUGCAGAAAAAUCUACCUAUGAAGAAUUUGUGGAAGGCACUGGCAGCUUGGAUGAAGACACUUCACUUCCAGAGGGCUUGAAAGACUGGAACAAAGAGCGGGAAAAGGAGAAAGAGGAGUCCCCAGAUGAGAAAAUUGCCAAUCAGAUCCGAGGAGGGAGGCCGUUUUAGCUUGUAUUGUGGUUUCGGUUUGCACGUUAUUUCAACUCUGGCUUUCUUGGGAGAAUGGGAACACUGCUAAGUUGAUUUAACCAGCUGCUAACCAGUUGAAGUGGUGGGAAGAGGAGGAGUACUUAACCCUCAGCUUCAGAAAUCCCUGCAGGGGUGGCAGGGUGGUUUUCCCCAAGGCCCUGGGCCCUUGGAUAGCCCCUGGAAGAGUGGAGAUUGGAUCCCAGCAGUCUUCCCUCUCCACCGUCAGUGAAAGCCAGCUGAACGUGUGAAGUGGAGAGAAUCUGAGAGCUCACCACAUGGAAAAGGUCUGCAUCUCACUUUGCAUCACCCCACUCUUCAUUCCCAUUUUCCUUCGAAGGCUGUGAAAUUAAAAGAGUCCUGAUACGAAUAUUUUAAUUUGACUAAUACUUUAAAGAUUGAAUCCAGAUCACAUGUUGCUGUUUUAAUGGAAUGGUUUUCUACAGAGGGCUGUAACAUAUUUAAAAUAUGAAUGUAUUAUGUAAAUAUGGCUUCUUUACAUCAAAAAUAAAGUGUAAACAUUAUACUUCUUUUCUUCUGACCACAGAGAGGGCCACUGUUUAUGCUUGGACUGCUUUCUUUUAGAAAACAAAAUGUUGGUCUUUCUGGUUCUCAUCAGCUCCCAUAAGACAAUGAGUAACUUUUAGGUUUGUGUGUCCUGGAAUGAACUCGGGGUAUAAAGUACAUUGAUACCAACUCGGUACAAAAAUCUGCAAUAAUGGCAUCAGUUUACACCCUUACUGGACUAAUCAUCACCAUAUGUUGGUCACAUUGUCUGGGUCUGGAAGUAAGUGUGUAAUAAUAGUGGGUGUGGCAGGUUGUCCCAAGCCAUCAACUGGAUUUCGGAAAAGGGCAGUGACAAUAAGCUAGGGAGGCCCCUGUGCUCUGAAUGGCUUCCCAGCUGUGAAUUACAAGCUGUAAUACCCUUCCAAUACUUCCAAUACUACAAAAGUGGAGGUCUGCAAUGUUACAAACCUAGGUUAGGUCAGAAUUCUUACCAAAAGAUGGUGUGAAGAUGUACUAAGUCUAAAAAUGUCACUAUUUGGAUUUGGAGGUACCAUACAUUUUUGCAUUUAUUAACAUAUUUUUAGCAGCCUCCUUCAGUGUUAUUCCAGCAUGCAUUGCGUGUUCUUGAUAUAGUUAAAUAUGUUGUGGGAAUGAUAACUCCUCAGAUUUAAGACACAGAAUCUGUGGCAUCUCCACUGCACUGGGCUAGUGGGAUGAGGGGUGGCUCAGGCAGGCUGCUCUAUCUUGUGACGACUAUUCCAGUUGUCCCAAAGAUGCCAAACUCCAGCUCACUUGACACAGGAGCAGCUCUUCUGACCACUAACUCUUCAUCAUAGGAGACACUUGAAGUGUCUCAGCUCCUCUAGCAGUGAGUGACAUGCAGAAGUCACAAACAGACUGCCUCCUUUCCUCAGGAUGCUUGUGGGAAGUAGUUGAGUGAAGAAUUGUUUUAAGGCUGCAAGGGGACUCACACUAUCAGGAUGUCUAGUGCAUUGUUCUCCACAUAAGCAGUAGACAACAAGGAGACAAGAUACUCUGUACUCCUUUCCCAUCCCAUUGCAGAGGUACCAGUGUAUGCUAUUCUGGCUGGCCUCAGCUGGGAGGCUUCUGGGUGGAAGUGAGUUGUGCCAAACAUGAGUCAUGUUGAUUCAGUAAGAAAACUGACAAAGCUGUGUGUGAGAGACUGAGUCAGAUGGUAACCCACACCUGCGGCCUCCAGCAGGCCUCCUCAUGGUCACACCUGUACUCUAGCACUGUUGUGAGCAUUACCUUUGUUGGGACCUAAACAGAGUGUGGCUCACAGCAGGUGCUCCCAGCACCUCUUUUCUCCUUCAAGGUCAAUCAAACCUAAUAGCAUGUUUCCAGGUUAGUUGGGGGUGGCAAGGUUUCUUUACUGUAAUUUCACAGAAUAGUUCAGAUUCCUGCUGUCUGCUCAAGGGUGGGGCUUACUUAGCACAAAAUAAAUGCAGUUACUGCAUGUGACCUGUGGCAUCACAGCACCAGGUGGGGCUAGGUCAUGCUGUGAGGUGGCCAUAGAUCUCGGCUGCAAAUGGCAAAGGCUUAUUUCUUGUCCAACAAAGGUCAGGGGGCUUCGCUCAGCAGUUACCAGUGGAGAUGCUGGGUCAUCUACAGGAGGAAUUGGGGUCCCCACUUGGGAGGCAGAGCACAGGGCCAACCACUAACAUUUGCUUCUACCUGGAAGUGACAUCCACUCAUAAUUUUGGCUAAAGCAAAAUCAGGUUCACAGCUAACUUUGGCAAUGUUUGCCAAUUAUUAAUAAUAGCCUGGUCCUGUUCUAUGGAAUUUUACUUUGCAAGACCUCUUAGAGAAGUUGUGGCUACUUGACAGGAACCAUAAAAAUGAUUUUUUGCACAGAAAACUUCACCCUCCCUUCUGGGCUGGGCCAGUGGCCUGGGUUCCUGGUCUGAGAACUCAUGGAAGAAGCUCAGCAGAUCUUGGAAACCUACCCUACUCUCACCCACCAAGGGCUUGCUAGAAGCGUGCAAGUAAUUUUCUGUGGCUCCUCUGGCAAAUCUCAGCUGAGUUGUCAGGGAAGGCUGGGACCUACUAGCCCAGGAUAUAACCUAGGGAGGUGACAAAUUCUGUGGGAAGUCUAAAUGCUGGUUGCAAAUGUGGAUGAAGGGCUGUUCAUUACACAUGCAUUAUUACCUUUAGGCUCAGAAUUCUGUCUACCACCCUUAAAGCCUACAAUUCAAGAAAAGCCUCUUUCCUCAGUUCUUUCAGUGAGCUGCAGGGGCAGUUCAUUCAGCAAGGCACUAGAAAUCUAAGCAACCAUUGAAAUGAUGCAAAGUAACAAAUCAUAAAACAGGCUGGAAGAAACAAAAUUUUUAUUAUGAAUAAAUUGUUUCAAAGGUUAAUAUUGCAUUUUCAAUAUAAGGCAACACUGCACAGCUUCAUUUCAAAGGAUAAAAAAACACUUCUCUGCUAAUUCUCAGACAUGAUUGAACUCUUAUAGAAGGUGAGGUUUAUUUGUUUAGCCCCUUAUUGGUGGCCCAUUAUUUCUUUUAAAUCCUCCUGUAGAAAAUGUUGCUAGUCUGAUCUUGCUGGGUUGGACUGCCAAUUCUCUUCUUUUUGAAUGUGCUUUCUUUAUUCUAGAUGACGGUACAAUUUUAUUGCAUUUGGGAGGGACAUGCACCCAUACAUUAAGACCAGUUCAUCAUUUGCUGGCCAUUACAAUUAAGACACAUCAAAGUUAAAGAAAAUCUGCAUUGUCAUAUUUGACACAGGGGCACUCUUCUAUUCAUUGAUCUCUUCU
Molecule: messenger RNA, 5900 nt
Organism: Phyllostomus discolor (pale spear-nosed bat)
Lineage: Eukaryota; Metazoa; Chordata; Mammalia; Chiroptera; Phyllostomidae
Gene: AFG3L2
Product: AFG3 like matrix AAA peptidase subunit 2
Exons: 17
Coding region: 179-2599 (806 amino acids)
Biological process (GO): mitochondrial protein processing; protein-containing complex assembly
Cellular component (GO): membrane; m-AAA complex
Molecular function (GO): zinc ion binding; metalloendopeptidase activity; ATP binding
Source: RefSeq, a predicted model, not a curated record